Molecule: messenger RNA, 5194 nt
Organism: Lepisosteus oculatus (spotted gar)
Lineage: Eukaryota; Metazoa; Chordata; Actinopteri; Semionotiformes; Lepisosteidae
Gene: cdan1
Product: codanin 1
Biological process (GO): chromatin organization
Cellular component (GO): nucleus
Source: RefSeq, a predicted model, not a curated record
CUCGGCUAGUAUCUUAUAAAGCCAUACAGUAAAUGAAACUAUUUUUUUCACUAACCGUGCACCUCUCGGCUGCGCACUGCGUGCGUCUGCAGCACCGAGGCGCGCUCCCGUCGUGCUGCGCGUGCUCAGUGCGGAAUGGCGGCUGUUUUGGAAUCCGUGCUGCAGAGGAAGGUGGAGGCGAGUCAGGCCGUGCGGUGGAUCAGAAACGAGCAGAAGAAUGGGGCAGAAGCUUUGGUGAGCAUCGGGAUUCAGCGGAAGGACUUUGUGCCGUUUCUUCUGAACUUCCUGCGGGAGCAGGCCUGCCACGUCCUGGCCAAUGGUCCCUCCACGCCAGCCAAGACGCCCGGCCCGCAGGGCACCCGGACUCCCAGCUUCCUCGGCGACCGGCGGGGCUGCAGGGGGCCCUCAAAGGGAGCGUCCCGGGUGCAGCUGUUCUCCCCACCCCCCUGCGGCAGCCCCGCGGAGCAGGACCCUCCGGGAGCCCACUCCCUGAGUGGGAUCAGUGCCCUGAGCAGCCCAUCCUUCAGUUCGGGGUGGAGCCCCGCCCCGCGCCCCUCCGCGCCCGAGAGGCGGUCUGCCCAGCGCGCCAGUCUGGGAGACUUCCUGCUGUCGCCGCCGGAGCAGCAGCCCGCGCAGCGCCGCGGGCGCAGGAGGAGCGGGGGGGCGGGGCGCCCGGCGGGGCGGGGCCAGAGCGAGGAACAGGGGCGCUGGGAUAGCCCGGUGGGCGGGGCUGGCAGGAAGAGUGGCGGCAGUAAGGCCGAGCCUCCUGUCUCUCCCCAGCUCAACCUCAACAACCUGGAGGACUUCCCUCCUGUUGGUGCCUCUCCUGCCUCCCCUGUACGGACAAAGCCAUCUCGCCGGAUCAACCCGACGCCAGUGAGCCAAGAGCGCCCGCUUUCCAAGCCAAAGAACUGCUUCACCUCCACACCUGUCAGCAAGCCGCCCAGCCCGCCUUCUAUCCCAGAAUCCCCCGGGGCCGCUCCACAGAGGGGUACCCCAAAUGCGCUGCAGGAAGAGAGGGAGCUGCUGCGCAGAGAGAGGUCCAAACUGGCUCAGCAGAAUUUCUCCCCUGCCUCCCCUGUCCUGGAUCCUUGUACCCCCACUAAGCCCGGGAGCAGAGCAAGUUCUCACAUGCAGGCCGACCCCCUGGCCUCUUGUGCUGACCUCUGCAAAGUGACCUUCUCCAGUGAGCUGGACCUGCUGGCUCAGCUAUACUGCACCUGUGUUGCUGAGAACCUGGUGCCCAGUGUGAUCCUGGAGCUUUUCUUCGUGCUACAGCUGCUGACGUCUCGAGCUCCUCUCCCUGCCAAGGAAGGGAAGCUGUCCCUGGGUGAAUCCGAUGAUGUGCUGGAUAGGCACUACCUUGGGACUCUGCACAACUGUGUCUUCUUCGCCGUCAGAGUCUUGGAAAAUCAGUUUGAGCUGAUGUCGCACCUGGAUCAUGACACACUGCGACUGCUGGCGGAGAACGAGAGGGUGGCCUUGUUCUCGCCCGCCCUGCGGGACCGGCUGAUGGAUGCCCAUGAGAACAGCACUGCCAAGGUGUCCCCCACUCUGCUGCCUGUCAUUCUGUCAGUCUCCUUCCAGCCUGACACUGACAACCGCUCCAAUUUUCCUAACGAAAGGGCCUUCCAUAUCUUCAAGAAACAGAGGGAUAUUUUCUAUGAGUUGCUGAGAGAGUGGGAAGAUUAUCACAAGGAACCAGAGUGGGAAUUUGACCGAGUGCUGGGAAACAGAAUCAGGGCUAUGGUUAGUCAGCUGACUGCUGCUGGGAACCACAGCCAUUUCGCCAGACUCUUCCAGAAGCAGCUCCUCCAGAUGUGUAAAGGUCCUCACCUUCCUGGGGCUGGUGACGAGGCCCCGGACGCAGACCUGCUGGGGAUGCUGGGUGCAGACAACCUGAGCCGCCUGAAGAGACUUCAGGAACGCCUUAUCCAGCCGCAGAGCAUCAUGGGACCCUGCCCUCCACCUUCAUUCCCUGGGCAUCAGGAGUUCUUCAGGGAUUUCUUGCAGGCUGCAAGCAGCUGCCAGCUGAACCAGCACUUGACAGACAGCCUUUGCCAACAGAUUCUGGAGCUGGACUCUAUUGCCAUCCUGGGGCCUGGCUGUGCCAAGGAUGAAGGGGAGGGAGACAUGGAGCAGCAGAAUGAGAAGCUUCGCUUCACUUCGGUGCUGAUGACUACCCGUCUGUUGGCUAAAUUUCUGGGCUUCAUCACUUUCCUGCCGUAUCAAACCGCAGAGACACCAUCCAGAGAAAUUCAGGAGUCAGCUGUGGCCAUUCGCAACAAGAGUGCCCCUGUGCUGGAUGUGUCCAGCGUGCUGAGACGCGCGGUGGAGAAGCAGCGCACUGUGCUCACAGUCCCCUGGCUGGUAGAGUUCCUGUCUAUGGUGGACUACACUACCCCCUUCCUGCUCUACUACCGCGCCGUCUUCGCCAUGCUGCUGCAGGUCUACAGGCAGAUGGUCCUGGGACGCCAUGGAGAGAUGACCUACCUUAACCGGCUGCUGCUUGUGUCCGUGCUGGGCUGGCUGUUCCAGAUUCCAGCUUUUCCGGAAGAACUGUUCUUUGGCAGUGAAUUUGAGGAGGGUCUGAAGACUAUGGAAAGAUCUGCUGCCUCUGAAGGACUGGACUGCCUUAGCCUGGUGGACCAGCACCUGCUCUACACAUGCUGCCCUUACCUUAGUGAAUUUCGGAAACUGCUGGCUGCAUUUGUAGCAGGAAGCACAGCAAAAAAUGGGGGUAUAAUCCGUAAGAUAACGCCCACUUCGGCUGAGCCCCAGCAGCCCCCUGUUCCUCUGUCACAGCAGAAACUGCAGGCAGAGCUGGAGCAGGCCUUCUUCCACAACCAGCCCCCCUCUCUGCGCCGGACAGUGGAAUUUGUGGCGGAGAGGGUGGGCUCCAACUGUGUCAAGCAUAUCAAGGCCACCCUAGUGUCGGAGCUGGUGCAGAGAGGAGAGGCCAUGUUGAGAGAGGGGCUGAGUGAGGACCAGGCCAGUGUGCUGAAGCUCCGCGACUCCAUCUGCACCCAGCUGUGUGAGAAGGGCAGGGUGGCGCUGGACUGUGGACGACAAUUUUGUGCAGCGAAAGGCCCUGAAGCCAUCAGAGUGCUGCUCCCAGAAGAGACCUCGGCAGCGGUUCUCCAGACAUCCAAAGAUAUCACAGUGCGGCUGGCUACUGAGAAGGCCUGCAACUGGCUCUCCACUAACAUAGCAGCUCUGAUAAAGCGCGAGUUAAAAAGUGCUUUCGACCGGGUGACGAAGGCACAGUCCCUUUCCUCAGUGCCAGGAGAAGGAGAUAUGGGUGCUGUGAAGGAGCAGCUGCCCUCUGUAGUGAGUGAGACCGGGGCAACAGGGUCCAGAUGCCCUGCAGGCUGCCAGCACACUGCCAGGCUGCCAUCUGACCUCAUCAUUGAGAUCAAGGAGGUGCUGAGCUUUGCAUUCGGCCCGCGCACAGAGGAGGAGCAGGUGGGCUUCCUGCAGCUCUGGGAUCUGCUCCUGGGGGUGAGGGAGGCGCUUCACUGCGGGAAGUUUGUCUCUGCCGUCCCAGAACAGAUGCUUGCCCGCUGCACAGUCCUGCUUGCCAGUAAGCUGGUGUCUGGUGAGCUUCCCCUGAGAUCCGCUGACCUUCCCGAGACUGUGUCCGAGCCUGAAGCUGACCCGGUGAAGGGCCUGCUGGAGCUCCUGCUCAACCUCUGGAGUCAGGACUUCUGCACACCAGCUCCCCUCCAGCUCCUGUUCACUGAGUACAACAUGGCAGCCAUCCUCAGGGCUGGAGACACUCAGAGGAGCCACUUCCUGUUCCUCACUAAGCAGCUGCUGAAGAAGGGGCUGCUGGGACAGGAGGAGGUAGCUGCUUCCUGGAAGAGGCUGCUGGGACAGGAGGAAGAAGGUGUUUGCUGGAAGGAGCUGUCGGACUUGUCCUGCCCCACGGACUGUAAGGGAAAGCCAGAAGGAGUGUGUACUGGAUCUUUGCUGCUAAGCCUCACACAGCAAAAUCAUGAAGAUGCACUACAGAGCACAGAUUGAACAGUAGGGGGCACCAUUUACCAGAAUAAUUACAGCUUGGGUUUCACCCAUGUACUAGGCUUGUGGUGUAAAUGAGGAGAAUCUCAGGACAACACCAUAAAAGCCUCACAAGCAAAUAUAAUUGAAUAUAUGUUAUAGCAACAUAUGUAAUGUUGCAGCUCUAUCAUGUCACUUCAAACCAAAGUCAAUGACAGUACACUAGACUUGUACAACUGUAAGAUAAGGUAAAAUGAAACUAUUGCAUUAGUCGUCAACAUGCUUAAAAUGUUCUUUACCAUUUUCCUUUACAGUGUUGGCACAUGUUGGAUUUCUUUUAUGGAGAAUUUCCAUCAUUAGCACAUGUUUGUUUAAAAGGGUUUUCUUAUUUUUUAAUCACACUUGACGUUGUGGUAGAUGUGCAUUUGGUGUUUUAAUCCUGUUCUUUACUCUUUAGCAUGACCGCAUUCCUGUGCUGAGACUAACUUGCCAGGGAAGUUAAGGGUGUCUAAGAGGGUACAGGAUACUUUCCAGAGACCCGCAUUUCAGACGUAUGAGUUUUGCUGGUACCUGCCGUAGCAAAGUAUAGCACUGGUGCUGAGUUGGAGCACCUCUGUUUUGCCCUGGCUCUGAAUACCUCCCAGUAAGCCGAAAUCAGGCAAGGGGAGCCGAGAGACAGAGGGAAGGAGAGAUGCUUUGUCUUGUACAGUUCCAGUGUCUGUUCUGCAUGCCACGGUGUUCUUAUCACAGGUAUCAUUUUUUAAAAUAAGACUUAAAUUAAAAAUCCUACAUUUUGGAAGGGGAACACUGUUUAUAGAAUGAUCAUUAAUUCAGAAUUAAAACUCAUUAGUGUGGACAGUGUAAGUGAUAACCACCCCAGUUCCACAUAUCAGCUGUUUCAGUUGGUGAUCAGACUGCACUGGGCAGCAGGGAAGUGUUAGCUCAGUGAGUGAGUCCGCUGUGUUCUCUGUCUGCUGAGUCCCUCGCCUAGUCUGGCAUCGUCUGGCUGUGAAAAAGCCUUACAGAAAGAAAAAUGCCUUCUGUUCUGCUGCUUGUUUCAUGAAUGCCUUUUUAUCACAUUUGUGAUUUCCUGUGGUUCAUAUUGGACUAAGUACUGUAUACUUUAUGUACUGAUUUUAAGAUGUUCACUUUUGAAACCAUUGAAUAAAAAUAAAAAGGUAAUGUUAAAUGA